Molecule: messenger RNA, 939 nt
Organism: Acytostelium subglobosum LB1
Lineage: Eukaryota; Evosea; Eumycetozoa; Acytosteliales; Acytosteliaceae
Exons: 2
Coding region: 1-939 (312 amino acids)
Biological process (GO): maturation of 5.8S rRNA; maturation of LSU-rRNA
Cellular component (GO): preribosome, large subunit precursor; nucleolus
Molecular function (GO): rRNA primary transcript binding
Source: RefSeq, a predicted model, not a curated record
AUGUCAAGUACAGGAAAAAGAGAAGUCGACAAGGAUGAUAUUAAGGUGCCACAUACGCCACAUGAUAUAAAGUGUAAAGCAAGGAGAACACUGCUGUCGCAGAAGUUGCGUGCACAGAGGAAGAAGGCAAAGGAGGGCGCAAGGAAGGAGCGACAGAUGGAGAGACAGAAGUUGGGCGAUGCAGCACCAGCCGUACAGAAGCCUCGUACAAUCGAGUCGAUGCGACGACAGGAUGAGACGGUGGUCGACGAGAACGACCAGGAGUAUCAGGACGAGAUAGAGAUCGACGAGUUUGCCGAGUACUUCCAGGGCCGCGAGCCCAAGGUUGUGCUGACCACCAACACCAAUCCAGCCGGCUGCGCCAUAGUCUUUGCCAAGAUGUUUGAGAAGAUAUUGCCACAGGCAGAGUACUGCUCGAGGCGACACUUUGAGCUCAAAGACAUUGUCAAGUUCGCCACCAACAGAGAAUACACAGACAUCAUGGUAGUCAACGAAGAUAGAGGAAAGAUUAACUCAUUGAUGAUUUGCCAUUUGCCAAAUGGACCUACAGCAUUGUUCAAGGUUAGCAGUAUUACAAUGCCAGACAAGAUACCUGGCGGAGGCGAGAUGACUAGCCACAAGGCAGAGCUUAUAGUCAACAACUUUACAACUAGACUCGGACAUACGGUUGGCCGUAUGUUUGCCGCACUCUUCCCACAAGACCCCAACUUCAAGGGCAGACGUGUCUGCACGCUGCACAAUCAGCGUGACUAUAUCUUCUUCCGCCAACAUCGCUACAUGUUUGAAUCGCGUGAAAAGGCUGCCCUGCACGAGCUGGGUCCACGUUUCACUCUCAAGCUCAUCUCACUGCAGCAUGGCACAUUCGACACAUCGUCUGGCGAGUACAUCCAUCUGCACAAGGCUGGCAUGGAUGUCGACAGGAAGAAGUUCGUACUUUAA